UUUUCCUAUAGUUUUUAGUUUCAAACUGACGUUCAGUUUUGUAACAAACACUUCAUAAUACAGUUAGAGAUUUACUAAACAGAAUCUAAGCACUAAAUUAUGGCCAAAUCAAGCAAAUUGUUGACUAUGUUUCGGGUGUUUGUUAUCGUUUUGAUAUUUCCCUUCAGUAAUGCAUUUAUGGAGAACUUCGGCCAAAUGUUUGGCAAUAUGGGUGACUCCUUAUCCGGUUUUGUGGACAGUCUCUACAAUAACGUGGACUCGUGGGCCGACCAUAUCAUUCAACACGCAAAGGACGAGGACUGCGAGUUUAUAUGUCCGCACACGAAAAUUGCUGUCCAUAACACGUCUUAUGAACAUCACCCCAAAGGAUGCAAAACAUUUGGACUGAAGAUCAAAGAGUCAGAUCUGCCGAUCAAAGAGAUGCAACUCUGUUGUAAUGAACACCAGAUGUGUUACCAUAAAUGCGGAUCCGUUAAGAAUGAUUGCGACGACAAAUUCAACGAAUGUCUGUUCCAGAAGUGCAAAGAGACUCAGAAAGAGGAAACCCUUAUGAAAGGGUGUCGAACGGCAACAAAGCUAUUAAUGAUGAGUUUCCUGACGUUUGGCUGCAAGAACUAUAAGGAUUCACAGAAGAGCGCCUGUAUGUGUGUCGCCAGCGAUGAACUAUAGACCUAUCACUUAGAGGGUAUAGAAUAUUAGUUAGUUCUAUAUUAUAUUCUCUAUGUCUAUUGCUCUACCUCUUACACCCCCUACACAUACCAUACACUCCAACAAAACUUAUAAACUAUAUAACAAUUAAUGCUAUAAUUAUAUAUUUGUACGCAAUUUAGAGAAAUACAAG
Medioppia subpectinata is the source of this 841-nucleotide messenger RNA. NCBI's taxonomy places the organism in Eukaryota, Metazoa, Arthropoda, Arachnida, Sarcoptiformes, Oppiidae. The record is from the annotation of a GenBank genome assembly.